Ostertagia ostertagi is the source of this 396-nucleotide messenger RNA. NCBI's taxonomy places the organism in Eukaryota, Metazoa, Nematoda, Chromadorea, Rhabditida, Trichostrongylidae. The record is from the annotation of a GenBank genome assembly.
AUGCGAGCCGCUCGACGUCUGUGGGCUGACCUUAUCAAGGAACGCUUCAGUCCAAAGAGCAGCAAAUCGCUUAUGCUCCGCACUCACUCGCAAACCAGCGGAUGGUCUCUGACUGAACAGGAUCCAUACAAUAACAUUAUUCGAACCACUAUCGAAGCCAUGGCGUCAGUGUUUGGUGGAACUCAAUCGCUGCACACCAACUCCUUCGACGAGGCCCUCGGUCUGCCCACGAAAUUCUCGGCUCGAAUUGCUCGAAACACACAGAUCAUCAUCCAAGAAGAGAGCGGUAUUUGCAAGGUCGCGGAUCCUUGGGGAGGUUCGUACAUGAUGGAGUCGCUGACAGAUGAAAUCUAUGAUAAGGCGCGAAAGGUAUCUUUUUUCUGUUCUAUUUCACUU